AUGAAUAUCUCACAACAAUCAACUAAUUUUGAUUCUUUUUAAACAAGCGAGAACUCUUCUUUAAGAAGCAGUACUCAGAAAAGUUAGGCAAAAAAAAGAGAAGUCAGAAGUGAAUCUCCUCCUCCUUUAAGAAGGCUACCUAAAACUCCUUGGAAAACUGUUUUUUUAAGUUUGUUUUUAACUUUUGCUGGAUUUUUAUUAGUUACUACAGGCUUUCAUAACCUUCAUUUAGAUGAUUACUGGAAUUCCUUCUUAUAUUUCUUGCUUGCUGCUAUGCUCUUGAUUCCUGGUCUCUAUCACUUACAUAUUAUAGUAAGAGUUGUAAUGGGUUCUCCAGACUAUUCUUAUGAUAUGCUUACAUAAAUAGAUGAUUGA
Molecule: messenger RNA, 375 nt
Organism: Tetrahymena thermophila SB210
Lineage: Eukaryota; Ciliophora; Oligohymenophorea; Hymenostomatida; Tetrahymenidae
Product: transmembrane protein, putative
Exons: 3
Source: RefSeq, a predicted model, not a curated record